Molecule: messenger RNA, 2702 nt
Organism: Drosophila eugracilis
Lineage: Eukaryota; Metazoa; Arthropoda; Insecta; Diptera; Drosophilidae
Gene: slif
Product: cationic amino acid transporter 3
Exons: 3
Coding region: 267-2087 (606 amino acids)
Biological process (GO): transmembrane transport; amino acid transport
Cellular component (GO): plasma membrane
Molecular function (GO): amino acid transmembrane transporter activity
Source: RefSeq, a predicted model, not a curated record
CCGCAUUUAGCUUAAUACAAGUCGGGAGAAAAGCGCGCGGGUUGAGAGAGUUGAAUUAAUAAGGUAUUUUUAUUCUUCUGCUUUUAUCGCAGGCAGUAAGUAUAAUAUAAAAGCGCAAUUGAUUUACGGAAAGUACUUCGAAUAAAGUGUCGUUUGACUGUCAAUUGCUCCAAUCUCAAUACGGGCUACUUUUCAAUCUCGCAAAAGUUACAUACUCGUACAUACCUUAUAAAGCCGAAACCCAGAAAGUUUUCUUAAACUAAGCCAUGACCAAUCUAUGGAAGGCAUUGACACGUCGCAAGACGGAGGACGUAAACGAAGGGGAGUCUCAGCUGGCGCGAGUCCUGAACCUCUUUGAUCUAACGGCACUGGGAGUGGGCAGUACUCUUGGACUAGGCGUCUAUGUUCUGGCCGGCCAGGUUGCCUAUAACAUUGCUGGACCAGCGGUAACCAUUUCCUUCCUGAUUGCGGCCAUCGCGUCUGCGUUCGCUGGCAUCUGCUAUGCGGAGUUUGCCGCUCGUGUGCCGAAGGCGGGAAGUGCUUAUGUAUACAGUUACGUAACCAUUGGAGAAUUCGUGGCCUUCACCAUAGGAUGGAACCUGAUUCUUGAGUAUGUGAUUGGCACGGCUUCAGUGGCGCGCGGUCUUAGCGGCUACUUCGACUCACUGAUCGACAAUAACAUGUCGAAGGCACUGAACGAAUCUAUGCACAUCGACGUGGAUUUCCUGGGCGACUAUCCGGAUUUCCUGUCCUUCGGCAUGGUGCUGUUGCUGGCGGCUAUUUUGGCCUUUGGCGCCAAGGAGUCCAGCUUUCUGAACAACAUCUUCACCACUGUCAACUUAGUAACGAUUGCCAUUGUCCUUGUGGCCGGAGGCAUGAAUGCCAACGCCGACAACUGGCGCAUCCCGGAAACGGAGGUUCCCGAGGGUUUCGGCACUGGUGGCUUCAUGCCAUUUGGUAUUGCCGGAGUAAUGGCUGGAGCGGCCAAGUGCUUCUAUGGUUUUGUGGGAUUUGACUGCAUUGCCACCACAGGUGAAGAGGCCAUUAAUCCGAAACGGAAUAUUCCGCUCUCAAUCGUGGUCUCACUGAUCAUUAUCUUCCUGUCCUACUUUGGCGUGUCAACGGUGCUGACAAUGAUGCUACCCUACUAUCUGCAGGACAAGGACGCUCCCUUUCCACACGCCUUCGAUGCCGUUGAAUGGUACACCAUUAAAUGGAUUGUUACUAUUGGAGCAGUGUUCGCGCUCUGCACCAGUUUGUUGGGCGCCAUGUUCCCACUGCCCCGAAUCCUUUACGCUAUGGGAAAGGAUGGCAUCCUGUUCAAAAAAUUGUCCACGGUCCACAGCUACACAAAGACCCCACUUCUGGCCACAAUUGUAUCCGGCAUUUUUGCAUCAAUUAUGGCCCUCCUCUUCAACUUGGACCAGCUGGUGGACAUGAUGUCCAUCGGUACACUGCUCGCUUACACCAUCGUGGCCAUUUGCGUGCUUGUGCUGCGCUACCAGGACGAGGAGAUGACCAAGCUGGUGUCUGUAAAGGCUCCCAACGUGUUCAAGCAAUUCGUUAAUGGUAACUCCUUUCGGGAGCCCAACUCUAUGACCUCGGCCAUCACCAAAGUGGGCAUCGUGGUGUUUGCCAUCUUCUGCCUAGUGUGGUGCUCGUUCCAGAAGGUGUUCGACCUAGAUAGCACUGGCGGGAUCGUAGCCCUUAGCGUGGUAGGCUUUGUACUGAUCCUAAUCUGCGUGGUGAUCGGCAUGCAGCCGGUAUCGACCAUCGAGCUCACAUUCAAGGUGCCACUGGUGCCGUUUGUUCCCUGCCUUAGUGUCUUUGCGAAUCUGUACUUGAUGUUCCAGCUGGACCUGAACACCUGGAUUCGCUUCCUCAUCUGGAUAGUGAUCGGCUACGUGAUCUACUUUUGUUACGGCAUGCGCAAUUCUACGCAGAUAGCCAGGUCUCGCAACAAUGCUGAGGGGGUUGCCAAUGCGAUGCAGAACCAGGGUCAGCACGAGAACCCUGCCUUCGAACCGGACUUCAAGGUAGACAACGGCCGUCAGCCACCACCUUAUGAGUUCUCCGAGAAGUUGUAAGGGCCAACAGCAUUUUAGCCAAGUAUUAUAACCCCAUUCGUAUUCCUCUUACUUGAACUUCAUCCGAUUUUACAUCCUCCUCUGAAUAGAACAACGACUCCUCUGCCUUCUUAGCUAACACGUUUAUGUGAGAGAGAUGAAUAGAUUGCGCAUGGAAAUUAAAUGGAUACCGCACUGCCUGCCCUUAUUGCGGACGUGCGGAUCUGUUAUUUCUCUGCGCCUCAGGACUUCUAGAGAGAGCUCAGAACAGACUCUAUUUUAACUUUUCACCCUUCUACCCACCAUUUUACCCAACGUCGUACCGAUUUUAAAUCACCGCAAACGAUUCAGACACAAUGCCCAAAUUGUUGUGAUAUUUGUAAAUAUACUAUAUAUAGAGUAAUAAUGAUCACAUAUUUGUAUAUUUGUCACAAUUACUGUCGUUAUGUAAAUGCAAUUGUAUCAUAAUAUUGUAUGUCAUCGCAGAUAGGCGGGCAACCCGCACAACCGUUGUCGCACAUAGUGUUUAAGCCUUUUAGCUGCUAAGCUUCCAACAUUAUUAUGUUAAUAUAAGUCAAAACAGAAACGAAUUUGUCCCUUUCCUGUUUAUUAAAAAUGCAAUGAUGUUCAACAUAA